AUGCUCCUUUCGUCGAUCCUCGCUGCUGCGUUCGUUGUGCCGCUUGCGGCGGCCCAUGGCGGCAUGGAGGGAAUGCCUAGGAUAUUUGGUUUACCAAAGGAACUGAGGGCCAGUCACCCUCUGGCAGGUCUCACAGGACGUCAUGCCGCUGAACCGGCUCGUCAUUUCGGUCCUCGUCAGGCAGAAACUCGCUGCGGUCCCAGUAACGGCAAUAAAAAGUGCGCUCAAAAUGAAUGUUGUUCCGUAGAUGGACAGGGGUACUGCGGCACCACCACAGAACACUGCCAAGCUCCCGACUGUUUGCUCGAUUUUGGUCCGGCUUGUGACGCCAACAAAAUUCCUGCUGGAGCGAGUACGCGUAAUGAUCCUCGGCCGAAGCUUGGAAGCAUUCCCUAUGGCGGCGAAGGCAUCUAUGUCUGCAACGACCCUGGCAAAGUUGCAAUCACCUACGAUGACGGCCCCUACAUCUAUACCGAGGGCGUCAUGAAGCAGUUUGAAGCGAGGGGUGCUCAUGCCACCUUCUUCAUCACAGGCAACAACAACGGAAAGGGUGCUAUAGACGAGAAGUGGGCGGCUGUCGUCAAGAAAAUGUACGACAACGGCCACCAAGUCGCAUCCCACACCUGGAGCCACCAAGACCUGUCAAAGAUUACAAAGCAGCAAGCCUACGACCAAAUGGUACACAACGAAAUGGCCAUCCGCAACAUCAUCGGCAAAUACCCCACCUAUAUGCGCCCGCCCUACUCGUCAUGCAACGCUCAAUGCCAGGCCGUCAUGUCCGAACUCGGCUACGUAGUCUCCUACUUCGACCUCGACACCGACGACUACAACCAACUAAACACCAUCCAAGUCGCCAAGGACAACUUCAAAAAAGGCAUCGACAGCCGCAACACGGCCCCUUUCGACGGCGACAGACUAGUUAUCGGCCACGAUAUCCACCAGCAAACAGCUGAGAACCUCACUACCUACAUGCUGGACUACCUCUACAAGCAGGGUCUGCAAGCCGUCACCAUGGGCGAAUGUCUCAAAGAUCCAAAGGCGAAUUGGUACCGUGAUAGUGCGCCUGCUGCCCCAGGAACCAUUGUGUCAUCGACUGUUGCUGCCGCUCCCGCACCUAGUGCUACAGGGCCCCCAACAACGGAUGGAUCGUGCGGGCCGGCGAAUGGGGGGAAGACGUGCAUGGGGUUCGUUGCUGCUGACGGUAAGCUGGGUGAAUGUUGUAGCCAAUAUGGGUUUUGCGGUAGUGCGGAGGGGUAUUGUGGGACGGGCUGUCAGGUUGGAUUUGGCAAGUGCGGUAGAGGUGGCGGUGAUGGUGGUGCGACCGUAUCUCCCCCUUCUGCGUUUAUUCCCGCUGCUUCUACUGCGGUGGUACCUCCCUCAUCUACCCCCGCUGCCGUUACAACAGCACCAGCACCACCAGCCGCUGCUUCAUCAACACUAUCAACAGCCAUCGCGCAACCCAGCUCCCCUACCCCACCCCCUCCCCCUCCUGCAACUUCUCCUCCCGCCCCCAGCAAACCCCUCAUCUCUACAAGCGGAAAAUGCGGCGCUAGGAACGGCGCUCAAACCUGCGUGGGCUACAAGUCCAACUGGGGGAUGCAAAUGGAGUGUUGUAAUCUCUUGGCAAAUAUCUAA
This is a messenger RNA of Pyrenophora tritici-repentis Pt-1C-BFP, 1635 nucleotides long. The record is from RefSeq and is a predicted model, not a curated record. NCBI's taxonomy places the organism in Eukaryota, Fungi, Ascomycota, Dothideomycetes, Pleosporales, Pleosporaceae.